Molecule: messenger RNA, 2035 nt
Organism: Cyprinus carpio (common carp)
Lineage: Eukaryota; Metazoa; Chordata; Actinopteri; Cypriniformes; Cyprinidae
Product: leukotriene B4 receptor 1-like
Biological process (GO): immune response; G protein-coupled receptor signaling pathway
Cellular component (GO): membrane
Molecular function (GO): G protein-coupled receptor activity
Source: RefSeq, a predicted model, not a curated record
GAUAGAUUGACAGCGCAGAGUUGUUUGGAACUAUUGAGCGCUCCAUGAACUACGUCACUAUGUGGUGGCGAGAUCAAAGCAUGUCACAACUCUGUGGCCAUUUCUCAGUGGCUCUAGUGUAAGAAUAAACGACACAUUGCAAAACAACAAAGAUGUUAACAUAAAGAAUGGUGAAGGCUGAGUUCAUCAUUUGUUCUCUGUAUUUUACUAAGUAAUUGUCUGUUUACUAAGUAAUUAUUCCAUAAUGUGUUAUUGUGAAGUAAAUACAUUAUAAUGCUAGACAGAAAUAACCUUUUAAGGGUUUUUUUGUCCUUAUGCAACCUUGUUCUUGGGAAGUCUGAAGUGAAAGCAAAGCUGUGGUUUUGGUUUAAUUGUGGGAGGUGUCACCAAUGACCCUGUGUUUCAAACACGCAUAUAUAGCUCAUUUAUUUCGUUUUUAAUGAAAGAAGAUUCACCAUUUUCCAGACAACAAAAUUUGAUGAUGGAGCUAAGAUCAAGCUUCAAUUCAACAUCUAACAGCACUGCUGUGGGUUCAGAGAAGAUUGCUCCUGCUGUAGUUCUGGGUUUGUGCUGUUUGGUUGGUUUGCCAAGCAACAUUGUGGUAAUCAUCAGCAUUGCUCGUGAGUGGAACAAAAAUCUGAGCUUCACCUUAAAACUAAUGCUAAACCUUGCGGUCUCUGAUGCUUUGACCCUUUGCUUGGCUCUCAUUGUUAUGUACGAAAUACAGUAUGGAUGGAAAUCCGGCCUUUGGUCUUGUAAGUUCCUGGUUUUUUUGGGUCACUGGAGUCUGUAUAUAGCUGUUCUGACUGUCACAUCCAUGAGCGUGCACCGCUAUCACAAUGUCAUUAAGUCGAGAGUCACUAACAGGAUGAUACUUCAGAGACUGGAAAGACGGCACAGGUGCCUUCAGCUGACUGGCAUCUGGAUUCUAGCCUUUGUCUUUGCCCUACCAGUCAUUUUUACUCAAGGACUCAAAGACAAGAAUGGAUUGCUAAGAUGUCAGAGGAUAACCAAGUCACAGUCUGUAAAAGUAACUGUUUUGCUUUUUGAGAUCCUGUCGGGGUAUGUCAUCCCAUUUUCAACAAUGUUGACAUUUUAUAUCUGGUUGCACUCCAGUCUAACUAGAACUCCACAGGACCAGGAACCCAGAAACCAGGGGACAAAUGUUAGGACUUACAAGAAGAGGCUUGUGAUCAGCAUCGUUGUGGCUUUCUUUCUGUUUUGGACUCCUGUGCACAUUAUUAAUGUGAUUGAUAUAGUCACUUCUCUGACUAAAACAUCUCAUCCAGAUGUUCAUUCCCAACUGAAGUCCUUCCGCCGAGUAUAUGGUGAUACAAGUAAGACUCUGGCUUUCCUAAACUGUUGUCUGAAUCCUUUUCUUUAUGUUUUCUUUUCAAGAAAUGUCAUAAAGUGUACUAAGUAGAAGCCACAUUUUUUUAUUUCCCAGUUACAAAUUCAGAUAAUUAUGUUUAGGUUUUUAAACUGCUCAUUUCAGUUUGUGUAAAAAUUACUUCUGUUGUAAAAAGCUGAAUUAAUGCAAUUCUAAAAUCUGAUAUCCACCAAAGGAUCAUCUAUGUCAAUGAAUGAAUGCUUACUUUAAUCAUUAACACACUGAGGGUUAAUAUGUCUUGUUUACAAUUAUUUAAAUAAUUUUCUUAUAAAUGUUGUCCCACUAUAAUACUGGCAGGCAGAUGUUUUGUAGGUCUUAUGUUUUUGUAAUGGAACUAUAAGUGCAAUGGGACCUUGCUUAUCCUUGCUUCAUUAACCUGACACUAAAUGCUAAACCAGAAAUAGGAAAGGAUACACUGUGCAUGUGAUUUGACCACUUUGUUUAGUUUCAGAAGUACCAGAUGUGAUUAGCAUGAUGAUCAGUUUGCAUUGCACCAUUUGAACAAUGUAUGGAAAUGUACUUAAAUGUAUGCUUUAGAUUAACCUGUAUAAGUUAAAACAUUAUUAACAGCAAGAUGGACCGUUUUUUUUUUUUUUUUAAUGAAAGUAUAUUAAACAUAUAUUUCCAGCUAUGCAACUUACAGGA